ACGUGGCUGUCAGCAGUAGGAAACAGACGACUGGAGCUAAAUGUGUACCAGCAACACGACCAAACUGAUUUGAAAGGACAGUUUGGGAGAAAUGAAGACCAUUUGGUCGUAAAAUGAUAUAAUUUUGUAAGAUUUAAACUCGCUGCAGUUAUGUCAUAGAGUAACCCAGACAGCCAGCCAGGCUAACAACACUCGCCUAACAUCAUUAGCCAGCAAGCUAGGCUAACUAACGUUAGCUAGCUAGUUUUGGGGGACAUUGCGCCUCCUAAUUUGUUCAGCCGUUAUCUGUUUUCCUUUUGUUGCCUGGACUGUCCAGCUUCUCAUUGUCGUGUUUUCAUUGAACGGAGGAGCUUAGGGGACCGGAGCUGUGGGGGGCCCGCGGACAAACCCCCUGGGCGUCCAGGCGGACGGAUCACGUAGACACACGGGCCGUGGGAGUAAAUAAGGAGGAGCCAUGGCCGAAAUCUCCGCCCUAAUCCCAUCACCUCCAGCUAUAGGUGACACACAUGCUGCCCCCUCCUUCCCCAUACCCUCUACUGCCCCCCCUCCUCCCAGCAGCACCGCCCCAGAGCCCCCUAAGGAGAGCCCCAUCCCCAAGUCCUCUCUGUACGGUGACAAAGCUUCUCUGACAUUAACUGUACCAGGAGAGACGCUCCCUUCUCACCCGUCUCCCAAGAGAGGGGGGAGAGGACCUCCCCCGAGUCCCCCCAAACGCGUCUCAUCAGCGUUAACUCCAGAGACUCCAGUGCCCCCACCUCUAAUACCCCCAGAGAGCCCUGCUCCCCUGCCUGAAGUUACUUCAGACAGUCCUGCCCCCUUACCUGUAGUAGCCCUAGAUACUCCUGCCAUCCCACCUGUAGAUGUAGCAUUGCAGCAGAGUGAGGAAGUGAAGGAGAAAGACAUGGCAGCAGGGGCCAGCCCAGUGUUGGCUGUAAAGCAGGAAGUGAGUAACCCAGGGGGCAAGGAGCUGUUAAAUGCCCCCUCAGAGGGCCCUACACAGGCCCACAGUGAGCAAGAGGUACAGGGGGUAACACAACAGACUACCAGCCACUUCUCUGAUCUUAAUCUCCCACCUAAUCUCUACCCCAGAGUUCAUGUCACUGUGAACACUAAUCCUGCUACUGAUUAUGCUCAGCCUCAGUCUAUAGUGGACACUCCCCCUCCUCCUCCUGCCCCCACUUACACUCCCCCUCCUCCAGACUCCACCCAAACAGCAGCAGCUGCAGCCCCUGAAGCACAAAAUCCUCAGCCACCAGAAGAAAGCCAUAACCCUCACCCUAACCCUCAACCCCCUCCCAAACUGGACACCCCCAGCCUGUCUCCCAUACCUGAGACCUCCAGCCAAUCUCCCAGAAGGGCAGAGCUACCCAGCACCCCCUCCAGAGCAGGGCACCCCAGUCCUCCAGUGAUCCAGGAGCCUGUCUCCCUCUCCCUGCCCUACCCCAGAGCCCCAGCCCCAGACACCCUCAGCUACCUGGAGUCAGCCAGCAUGAUGUCAGGGACCCUGGAGUCUCUGUCUGGCCUGGGGGAGGAUGGAAGCUCUAUCGGGUCCGACUCCGAGAUCAACGGCCUGGCUGUCAGACGCACUGACAAAUAUGGCUUCCUCGGCGGGACCCAGUACAGCGAGGGCAGUGAUAAGGACAUCAGAGUUGAUGUAGCACGGCAGAGAGAGAUGAAAUGGCUGGACAUGUUCAACAAUUGGGACAAAUGGGUCUCAAGACGCUUCCAAAAGGUGAAGUUGCGCUGUAGGAAGGGGAUCCCCUCCUCUCUCAGGGCUAAAGCCUGGCAGCUGCUCUCCAACAGCAAGGAGCUCCUGGACUCCAACCCCGGCAAGUUUGAGGUACUGCCGCUAACCCACACCCUUUCUCUCUUCAUACUUUCACUAUGCGAAACAUGUCUAUUGUGA
Molecule: messenger RNA, 1906 nt
Organism: Coregonus clupeaformis (lake whitefish)
Lineage: Eukaryota; Metazoa; Chordata; Actinopteri; Salmoniformes; Salmonidae
Product: TBC1 domain family member 10B-like
Exons: 4
Coding region: 455-1906 (483 amino acids)
Source: RefSeq, a predicted model, not a curated record